Molecule: messenger RNA, 378 nt
Organism: Macrosiphum euphorbiae (potato aphid)
Lineage: Eukaryota; Metazoa; Arthropoda; Insecta; Hemiptera; Aphididae
Source: the annotation of a GenBank genome assembly
AUGGACUUACUUAUUGAACAGAAAUUUAUUAGUAGCAGUCAAGACACAGGAGUGUUUGACGAGUUUUCACUAAUUUCUAAGUAUAUAACAGCUCAAAAAAUAUACGCCUGGAACACCGGGAAAAUACCUACUGAAAAUCGUCGGGUGGAAGUAUUUACGCACUUUAAUGCUAAUGAUCUCUCACAAGUGAAUUUUUCUAUAAUUAUUGAAUACAUUUUGUGUCUGCCAGGCAGUAACGCUCCAGUUGAAAGAGUGUUCUCUCUUAUGAAUAAAAUAUGGAGCAGCGAAAAAAGUCAGUUGGGAGUCGGUGUAUUAAAAGCCAUUCUUAUCACAAAGGGUAUAUCAACAAAUCAUGUCAAGAGUUCCAUACUUACAUAA